AGAUCGGCAAUAGGCUAGUGAUGUCUAACCGGAGCCAAAAUGGCAGCGCUGUUUUAUUUCCAAACAUCAUCUGUACUCAAACGACUCAUUCAGCCAGGCGUCUAAUCAUUUUUGUAACAUAAUAUUUUGGUUAUUUUCACACGUACGUUCGUUUCGAGGAUGUUUGUUCUGUGCGGUCGCUGAACAAGAGAGCAGCGGGUCCGUAAAUGACAAGACCCGGCCCGUUCAGUCCUGCGCUGUCGACAAUGAGAGCUCUCCUACAAUAGUUGUUGCAAAUGAAAAUGGAGGAUAUGUCUCUGUCGGGCCUGGAUAACACCAAGCUGGAGGCCUUGGCUCAUGACGUUUACUCUGACUUAGUGGAAGAUGCCUGUUUAGGGCUGUGCUUUGAGGUGCACAGGGCAGUCAAACAGGGCUAUUUCUUCCUGGAUGAAACGGACCAAGAAAGUAUGAAGGAUUUUGAAAUAGUGGACCAGCCUGGUGUGGACAUCUUUGGACAGGUGUACAACCAGUGGAAGAAUAAGGAGUGUGUGUGUCCCAACUGCAGCCGAAGCAUUGCGGCCUCUCGCUUCGCUCCUCAUCUGGAGAAGUGUCUCGGCAUGGGCCGCAACAGCAGCCGAAUAGCCAACCGCAGAAUAGCCAGCAGCAACAACACAAGCAAGUCAGAAAGUGAUCAGGAAGACAAUGAUGAUAUCAAUGACAACGACUGGUCCUAUGGUUCAGAAAAGAAAGCCAAGAAGAGAAAGUCAGAGAAGAAUCCAAACUCUCCCAGGAGAUCCAAAUCCCUGAAGCACAAGAAUGGAGAGCUCAGCAGUAAUGUAAAUGCAGACCUAUACAAGUAUAACUACAGCUCCGGCAUCAGUUAUGAGACUUUGGGACCCGAGGAGCUACGCUCCAUACUGACUACGCAAUGUGGGGUGGUAUCGGAGCACACAAAGAAGAUGUGUACUCGGUCCCAGCGGUGUCCCCAGCACACGGACGAACAGAGGAGGGCAGUCAGGGUCUUCCUCCUUGGGCCGUCCGCGUCAACUCUACCUGACUCUGAAACAAUGCUGGAAAACGACGGCUAUGAUGCCCCUGAUGGCCAGCUGAUCAUGUCUCGUCUACAGUGGGACGGCUCCUCUGAUAUCUCACCAUCAGACUCUGCAUCUUCAAAAGCCAGCACCAAUAACUCUGAAUCAAAAAGACCUAAGAAAAAGAAAAAGCCCAGCACACUGACUCUAACUACCGCCGGAGGUGGAGGAGAGCGGGACAAGGGGCAGGAACGAGAGAGAGGAGACCGAGAGAGAGUAGUAGUAGGCGGCGGGAGCGGGAGCGGGAGUGGGAGCUCCCAGAAUGCACUGGGCCUGUCCAGUAGGAAAAAGCGACCAAAACUGCCCGUUCCCCCAGUGAUCUAUGAUGACCUGAACUGAGGAACAUGCAACACAAUCACACACACAUGACUGACUCGAUGAGUCCUUGUGUGGUCUCUGGUUUCCACCACUAUUAAAUGUGU
Puntigrus tetrazona (Sumatra barb) is the source of this 1492-nucleotide messenger RNA. It is a transcript of the gene atxn7l3a, whose product is annotated as ataxin 7 like 3a. Gene Ontology annotation, biological process: positive regulation of DNA-templated transcription; regulation of transcription by RNA polymerase II. Bases 276 to 1409 code for a protein of 377 amino acids. NCBI's taxonomy places the organism in Eukaryota, Metazoa, Chordata, Actinopteri, Cypriniformes, Cyprinidae. The record is from RefSeq and is a predicted model, not a curated record. Gene Ontology annotation, cellular component: SAGA complex; DUBm complex. Gene Ontology annotation, molecular function: transcription coactivator activity. The transcript is spliced from 13 exons.